Molecule: messenger RNA, 1419 nt
Organism: Linum tenue
Lineage: Eukaryota; Viridiplantae; Streptophyta; Magnoliopsida; Malpighiales; Linaceae
Source: the annotation of a GenBank genome assembly
AAUGAAGGAAAGAGGAGAUAGACGGGGAAGAAACAGAGCUGUAACGGCAUCUCGCUACCGGCGCUGCCAGUCGAUUAGUCGGAGGGAGCAGAUAUAUUGGAGCUGAAAAAGAAGGAAGCAUAUUGGUAAUUCUUUCAUCGAACGCCACAGAGAUCGGAGUCUUGCUCCGUCUGCCUUCACCUGCCGCCGCCUGAAUUCCACCACCUCGGUUUCGGCUGCUGGUGUGGCGCCCAGGGCUUUGGCUUAUCGACAGGGCGAAUAGAAAGAGUAGGAAAAAUAGAGACCUCUGGAACGAUUAAAGAGUUGAAUUGGACACUUGCUGCACGUCCACUCGCGAUCGAAUUAGCAGGUGAGAGGCGAAGCUGCUCGGAAAAAUCAGUAAAUGGGUCAAGCAGCAAAGAGAGGGGAGUAGAAGCUCUCAGGGGUUUGUUCGUGUCUUCCUCAAUCCACCUUCUCACUAUUCGGUUUGACUUUCAGGUUCCUGUGGUGACUCUCGACUAAAGCUUCUGGCGAGUUUAUCAAGUUGAUGGAGUUUGGGGUUGAUGAUGAUGAUGUCAAUGGAGAUAUAGAAAGAAAUAUUGAACUAGAUGAUGAUAGUCAAGAAGUAGGUGAUCAAAGUGAAAUUGGUGUUAACAACAUUAUAACUGGGGAAUUUCAGCAGGACCAGUGCAAGAAAUUGGAUCAAGAGUCUCCUGAUGAGCUCCAAGAUGGAUUUGCAGUUUCAGAUGCAGAUACUGCUGAUGAGCCAUAUGUGGGACAGGAAUUCGACUCUGAAGCAGCUGCACAUGCAUUUUAUAAUUCUUAUGCAACACAAGUGGGAUUCAUCAUCCGAGUGAGCAAGCUGUCUCGCUCUAGGAGGGAUGGUUCUGCCAUUGGUCGGGCGCUUGUUUGUAAUAAAGAGGGUUUUAGAAUGCCAGACAAGCGAGAGAAAAUUGUUAGACAGAGAGUGGAGACUAGGGUUGGUUGCAGGGCGAUGAUGUUGGUGAGGAGAGUAAAUUCUGGCAAGUGGAUGGUUACGAAGUUUGUGAAGGAGCAUACUCAUCCAUUGACGCCUGGCAGGGGCCGAAGAGAUUGCAUUUACGAUCAGUAUCCGAGGUUGACUGCUGAAACCAAUUUAGCGCAACUCAUAAUUAGGGUAUUCCAAGUUAGGGCUUCAGUAUCAAACUGAGGAAGAGUUAGUCACUUAGGCAUCAGGUCUUUGUAUGCAGCACUUGAACUAGUCAGAGUUGGUCAUUUCAGCACCAGCAAGCUGCCAUAUUGAUAUCCGUUGACUGUUUUUUGUCAACUGCAUUUUUUUGUGUUGCAGAAUGAACAUGAUAAAAUCCAGGAGUUGUCCCAGCAGUUGGCCGUGGAGAAGAAAAGAGCCGCGACCUACAAAAGACAUCUGGAACUGAUUUUCGAACAGAUCGAAGAGCACAA